This is a messenger RNA of Diversispora eburnea, 1116 nucleotides long. NCBI's taxonomy places the organism in Eukaryota, Fungi, Glomeromycota, Glomeromycetes, Diversisporales, Diversisporaceae. The record is from the annotation of a GenBank genome assembly.
AUGACUCGUAUAAUCUCUCAAAUUUUUUACGGUACAUUGAUCCAUUCUUUAUCCUUGACAAAACUUUCUAUUAUACCUAAUACAUUAUUGGGAAUUGAUAAAUUUGGUAAAAUUGCUUUCGUGGAAGAAAAUAUUAUCAAUGAACAAAAUAUCAAUGAUAUUUUAAGUAAAUGGAACGUUAACGAAGAAAAAAUAAUUAGAUUAACUAAACGUCAAUUUUUAAUACCUGGAUUUGUGGAUACUCAUAUCCACGCACCCCAAUUUCCAAAUGCUGGUACCGGUUUAGAUCUUCCUUUAUUAGAAUGGCUUAAUAAAUAUACAUUCCCUUUAGAAAAAUCUUAUUCAUCUUUAGAAUUUGCCAAAAAUGUAUAUCCGGUGGUAAUUAAUAAUUUAUUACGAAAUGGAACUACUACCGCUGUUUAUUUUUCUACUAUUCAUUUAGAAUCAAGUAAAUAUUUAGCAAAAUUAAUUCAUGAAAAAGGUCAAAGAGGAUUUUUGGGAAAAGUUAAUAUGGAUCGUUAUUGUCCUAAUGAUUAUAUUGAAACAAUUGAAUCAAUUACUCCAGUUAUAACACCAAGAUUUGCUAUUAGUUGUACUUCAGAAUUAUUAUUUUCACUUUCAAAACUUGCUCAAGAAUAUGAUCUUCCAAUACAAUCUCAUCUUUCUGAGAAUAAGGAUGAAAUCAAAUUCGUGAAAAGUUUAUUUCCUAAUUUAAAAGAUUAUACUUCAGUUUAUGAACAUCAUAAUUUAUUAAAUCAAAAAACCAUAAUGGCUCAUGGAAUUUAUCUAUCAUCAUAUGAACGAAAUCUUAUUAAAAAAUUAAAAGUUGGAAUUUCUCAUUGUCCUAAUUCUAAUUUUUCACUUUCUUCAGGAAUUUGUAAUGUAAGAAAAUUAUUAAAUGAUAAUAUUAAAGUUGGUUUGGGUACUGAUAUUAGUGGUGGAUUUGGAAAAAGUAUUUUAGAUUCUAUACGUAAUGCGAGUAUUGCUAAAUUAUUUUACUUAUCAACAAUGGGUGGAGCAAAUUUAGUUAAUUUAGAAAAUGUAAUUGGGGAUGAAAGAAAUAUUUUAAGAGUUUAUGUUCAAGGAAAUUUUGUCUCGGGAACUGAAUUUAAAUAA